AUCAAGAAAGCAGUCAAAGCGAGAGCCCGUGGAAAUGAUUUAUUCAAACUGGGUUAUUAUGGUGAGGCUGAAAAAUCAUACAAUCAAGCAUUGGCUCUACUUCCAGAAAAGAAUGAUGUAGCAGUGGUGAUCAGCAACAAUCGAGCAGCAGCACGUUUGAAGAAAGGGCAAUACCGUCAAUGUAUCAUGGACUGUACUUUUGUGAUUGAAUGGGCUCGAAUGAAAAGUCAAAACGAAUCGAAAUCAACGAUCACCUUAUUGGAAGGGGAUAUUAGCAUCCGAUGGCAUGAUCAACUUGGCAAAGCAUUACAUCGAAAAGCGGAAGCGUUGGAAAAAAUGGUACGGAUAUCAGAAGCAUUACAGGUGUAUGAAGAAUUGAUCAGAAUGGAUGCUGGUGAUAUGAAAGCAAUCAAUGGGAUACAGCGAUGUCAAAGUAAGGAAGUACCUCAACCACCUCCACGACCAACUCCAGCCAAAUCUUCAACAACAACGGAUACGAACUCCUCAGCGUUCCCUGGAUUGGAUUAUAGUAUCUUUGAAAUCAAACAAGUGUCAAAUAAUGAGCCACCUCCAAGCAAAGCAGUAGCAGCCAUGCGGGCAAGGCAAGCGGAACUAGCCAAGGAAGAAAGCGAACGGCAAGAAAAGGCUGAUAUAGUGAAUGCAAGGAUUGAUACUUGGAAACGUGGACGCGAGAAGAACAUUCGUGCACUUUUAUCUUCUUUGGAUACUCUUAUGUGGCCUGGGGCUCAAUGGCGUGGUGCUCCCAUCAAUGAAUUGUUAGAACCCAAAAAAGUCAAGAUCUGUUAUAUGAAAGCCAUUGCAAAAGUACAUCCUGAUAAGUUACCAUCAUCAACCACUGUGGAACAACGUCUUUUGGCAAGUGGGAUUUUCUCCGUAUUGAAUCAAGCUUGGGAUGAUUUUAGAUCGAACAACAAAAUAUAG
Molecule: messenger RNA, 942 nt
Organism: Halteromyces radiatus
Lineage: Eukaryota; Fungi; Mucoromycota; Mucoromycetes; Mucorales; Cunninghamellaceae
Product: DnaJ domain-containing protein
Exons: 2
Cellular component (GO): cytosol; mitochondrion
Molecular function (GO): heat shock protein binding
Source: RefSeq, a predicted model, not a curated record